ACUGCUCACCAUCACCAUCUUGCGCCUUUUAAACGAACAAUUGGCGGAAAAAAACGUCCUUCCUUCCCGCUGCAGCUUCUAUCGAGACGCGCAUCGCAGCACCAACCUGCAGAACGCAGCGCCAGUUUAAACGCACAGCAUCAGCGGUGGCAUGAAUUCUGUCUGAUCAUAUCAGCGGAUCUUUCGGUCGUUUGUGUUGACUUUUAGACCAGAUUCAUUCAACUGAACACAACUAGUUUAUUGUCAACAAUCAAAAAUAUCACCUGUAAAAUGGAUUGUUCUUCUGAGGAGGUGCAGUUGCUUUCGGAUGAAGCCACCACUCCAGUGGAAUUGAAAAAAGGAAUGUCCAUAUUUCUGGAUAUCUUAAGAAGAGCAGAUAAAAACGAUGAUGGGAAGUUGUCAUUUGAUGAGUUCAGAGCCUACUUCCAUGACGGAGUUCUAACCUCGGAUCAACUGAAGGAGCUCUUUAACACCAUAGACACUCACAACACAGACAAUGUGGACACUGACGAGCUGUGUGACUACUUCUCCCAGCACCUUGGUGAAUAUGAGAAGGUCCUGGCAGCCCUGGAGGACCUCAACAGGACGAUACUGAAGGCUAUGGACAAGACUAAGAAGGUAUGUCAACUCUAG
Molecule: messenger RNA, 633 nt
Organism: Coregonus clupeaformis (lake whitefish)
Lineage: Eukaryota; Metazoa; Chordata; Actinopteri; Salmoniformes; Salmonidae
Product: N-terminal EF-hand calcium-binding protein 1-like
Exons: 5
Coding region: 271-633 (120 amino acids)
Biological process (GO): regulation of amyloid precursor protein biosynthetic process
Cellular component (GO): cytoplasm
Molecular function (GO): calcium ion binding
Source: RefSeq, a predicted model, not a curated record